Trichomonas vaginalis G3 is the source of this 1641-nucleotide messenger RNA. RefSeq names its product guanylate cyclase protein. The record is from RefSeq and is a predicted model, not a curated record. NCBI's taxonomy places the organism in Eukaryota, Parabasalia, Trichomonadida, Trichomonadidae. The transcript has a single exon. The coding region runs from base 1 to 1641 and encodes 546 amino acids.
AUGCAAUCAACUCAGCAGAGCUCGCAGAGUUUCGAACUUUCCUACUCUAUGAGCAGUAAGCUCGAAGAGUUGAUUGAUGUUCCCAUUUACAAAAAGAUGAUUGAUUCAUUUAUCAGUCUUUUAACGUAUUUAGAUAAUUAUGCACCAAAAAUCCCUGUUCUCUACCAGAUCAUUACAAUUAUCCGUGCUACACAGCUUAUUGGUACUGCCCUCAUGGCUUCCAACAUUGACUUUUGGGAUAUGUCUACAAUAACAGGUAAAGUUAUGGGUAUCAUUUCAAUUCCAUUCCAUAUUGUUCCUACCCAAUACAGAAUUGAUAACGAAUGGAUUAUUUUGUAUGUUUAUGAUGCUAUAGCUUACUUCUUUGCCAUAUUUUGCUUUUCAGUAUCUUACAUCUACAAAACGACAACACGUAUUGACAAGACUUCCACAUAUAUUGUAAGCUUUUGGAUGUCAAUUGGUCCGUAUUAUACAGCUCCCAUUGGUGUUCAGUAUAUUGGUCAACUCAUUUCAGCGUGGAUCAACGGAAGGCAGAAGAUCGAUGUAAAGUCAGGUAUUGCUCUUGUUCUUGGUAUUUGCGCCGUGUUACUUUGGUCCCUUAUCAUGAUAAACAUCUACUCAACAACCCUUAACUUCAGACCAACAUCUUUCCUCGCAAUCGAAGGCAAGCCACAAAACCUCCUUUUUGUUGAUAUUCUUUUGGUUACUCUUUUCACAUCAUUAACAAGUUAUAUCUCCUCGACUCCAACAAUUAUACUUAUGGCAUUAGCAGCAAUUGUUUAUGCAUUCAAUUGCACUACAUGCUUCAACUGUGGUACUUAUGUUAGUGAAAUCAACCAAAUCCUCUGCUUAGGUGGUUCUUUCUUUGGCGUUAUCAUCCUUGGUGUUUCACUUUACUCCGUCAUCGUCAAUUUCCGCUGGAGCGAAUACAUUUUCAUCGUAUACAUCGGUUGUGGUAUCAUUUGCUUCGUUGCUGCCUUCUACAUCAUCAAGUUCAAGGCUCGUAAGAACCUUGCCGCUCUCGAUACAUUCCAGGAUUCAAACGACAUCGCAGCUUUCCAUUCUCCAGGAAGAUUCAAAGGCUGCCUUACAACAGGCUUCACAUACUGCCAUCCAGUAUGCCUUAACUACUCAGUUUUCAAGGCUGCAGUUGACGAAUGGCCAGAAAACUUGUCAAUUUGGGGUUCAUACGCUAAAUUUGCGGCCAUCUACUCCGAAAACAACCAAACCCUACUUCUCAUUGGCCAAAACGUCGUUAAGAUCAAAGCCAGAAGCAACAUGAAAGAUACAAUUUUAUCCAACAUUGCUUCCAUCAUUAAGAUGCGUGAAACGAACCUUUCUCCCAACCUCAAGAGUGGCAUUUCAAAUGUUACAAAGGUUACUCAAAAGGCAAAGAACAGAUUAAGAAAUAUCUGGGAUCUCGUACUUCAAGGCAAAGUUGCUGAAAUGGGUAACGCCAUUUCUGAAGCCAUGGACAGAGUUGAAGAGACAGAGACAGAACUCAAGCACUUAGUUCUUGUAUAUCCAAACAACAGAUUCGUUGCUAGACAAUACGCCAGAUUCCAGCACGAAAUCAAAGCAGAUACAGAACAGUACACGAUAUGGAACGACAAUGUCCAGAUUCUUCAACGUGGUGGCUAA